Habropoda laboriosa is the source of this 503-nucleotide messenger RNA. Its product is annotated as HIG1 domain family member 1A, mitochondrial-like. The record is from RefSeq and is a predicted model, not a curated record. Bases 183 to 503 code for a protein of 106 amino acids. Gene Ontology annotation, cellular component: mitochondrion. Gene Ontology annotation, biological process: mitochondrial respirasome assembly. The transcript is spliced from 3 exons. NCBI's taxonomy places the organism in Eukaryota, Metazoa, Arthropoda, Insecta, Hymenoptera, Apidae.
GCACCGUUGCUCUGCACGUUCAUGAAGGAGUUCCAUGAAAUCAGAAAUUCGUACGUGAAUUUCACGUAAUGAAAUGCUAUGUAGUUGCAUCAUAGAGUCACAAGAAAAAGCAGUACGGAAGUAUAUAAAAUUUUUUAACCAUUUGUGGAUUUUACACAUUGUUCGGACUAUAAAGCUGAAUAAUGAAUCCUCCUGCAUGGGCAAACAAUAAAUCAAUAGAUAUUCCAGAAGAGGCUAUUAGACAGUCAUUGGAAUCUCAAGAAUCAUUUGAUAGUCAGGGCUUUUCACUAUCAAAACAGUCGCCAUUUCUUUUAGUAGGUUUAGCAGGUCUUGUUGCUGUAUGUGGAAUAGGUGCCUUUAAAUGGAAGACAAUGAAGAAGACAAUGAGCCCUUCUAUGUAUCUUAUGCAACUUAGAGUUACAGCUCAGAGUACAGUAUUAGGCUGUUUAGCUUUGGGAAUGAUUUACCAUAUGUAUCAAGAUUUUGUAUUGAAGAAGAAAUGA